CCGCAGCCCCCGGCCCAGCUCCGCCCGCAGCGCAGCGCAGCGCAGCCCCGGGAGGAUGGUGCAGAAAUCCCGCAACGGCGGCGUGUACCCGGGGCCGGCGGGCGAGAAGAAGCUCAAGGUGGGCUUCGUGGGGCUGGAUCCCGGCGCGCCCGACUCCAGCCGGGAUGGGGCGCUGCUGAUCGCCGGCUCGGACAGCACCAAGCGGGGCAGCAUCCUCAGCAAGCCGCGCUCGGGGGGCGCGGGCGCGGGGAAGCCCCCCAAGCGCAACGCCUUCUACCGCAAGCUCCAGAAUUUCCUCUACAACGUGCUGGAGAGGCCGCGGGGCUGGGCGUUCAUCUACCACGCAUACGUUUUUCUACUGGUCUUCUCCUGCCUCGUGCUGUCUGUUUUUUCAACCAUCGAUGAGUACCAAAAUAGCUCUGAAGGGGCUCUCUACAUCUUGGAAAUAGUCACCAUCGUGGUGUUCGGCGUGGAAUACUUCGUCAGAAUCUGGGCCGCCGGGUGCUGCUGUCGAUACCGGGGCUGGAGGGGAAGGUUAAAAUUUGCUCGCAAGCCCUUCUGUGUCAUCGACAUCAUGGUGCUGAUCGCCUCCAUUGCCGUGCUGGCCGCGGGAUCCCAAGGGAACGUCUUUGCCACGUCGGCACUGAGGAGUUUGCGGUUCCUGCAGAUCCUGCGCAUGAUACGGAUGGACCGCCGAGGAGGCACUUGGAAACUCCUAGGCUCCGUCGUCUAUGCCCACAGUAAGGAGUUGAUUACUGCCUGGUAUAUUGGUUUCCUCUGCCUGAUUCUGGCCUCCUUCCUGGUGUACUUGGCUGAGAAAGGAGAGAACGACCACUUUGAUACCUACGCAGAUGCACUCUGGUGGGGCCUGAUCACACUGACGACCAUCGGCUACGGGGACAAGUACCCACAGACCUGGAACGGGCGCCUCCUUGCUGCCACUUUCACCCUUAUCGGGGUUUCCUUCUUUGCCCUUCCUGCUGGCAUUUUAGGUUCUGGGUUUGCUCUGAAGGUUCAGGAACAACAUCGGCAAAAGCACUUUGAGAAGAGGCGAAACCCUGCAGCUGGCCUGAUUCAGGCUGCUUGGAGGUUUUACGCCACCAACCUCUCUCGAACGGACCUGCGCUCCACCUGGCAGUACUACGAACGCACGGUCACCGUUCCCAUGUACAGCACGCAAACGCAAACGUACGGGGCCUCCAGACUCAUCCCGCCUCUGAACCAGCUGGAACUGCUGAGGAACCUGAAGAGCAAAUCGGGAUUGACUUUCAGGAAAGAGCAGCAGCCUGAGCCAUCGCCAAGUCAGAAGGUCAGUUUGAAAGACCGGGUGUUCUCCAGCCCCCGCGGUGCUGGCGCCAAAGGGAAGGGCUCUCCGCAGGCCCAGGGAGUCCGGCGAUCCCCCAGCGCGGACCAGAGCAUCGAAGACAGUCCAAGCAAAGUGCCCAAAAGCUGGAGCUUUGGGGACCGGAGCAGAGCUCGGCAGGCUUUCCGGAUCAAGGGCGCCGCGUCGCGACAGAACUCCGAAGAAGCAAGCCUCCCCGGUGAAGACAUCCCCGAUGACAACAAAAGCUGCAACUGUGAGUUUGUGACGGAAGAUUUAACACCAGGACUGAAAGUCAGCAUCAGAGCUGUGUGCGUGAUGCGAUUCCUCGUUUCCAAGCGGAAGUUUAAGGAGAGCCUGCGGCCUUACGACGUGAUGGACGUCAUCGAGCAGUAUUCUGCCGGACACCUGGAUAUGCUUUCCCGGAUUAAAAACCUCCAGUCCAGGAUAGAUAUGAUUGUGGGUCCCCCGCCCCCUUCAACUCCCCGGCAUAAGAAGUAUCCAACCAAAGGACCCAUGUUCUCUUCCAAAGAGUCACCCCAAUAUUCGCCUAGAGUUGACCAGAUUGUUGGACGAGGGCCAUCAAUGACAGACAAGGAUCGAACCAAAGGGCCAGCAGAAGGGGAGCUUCCCGAAGACCCUAGCAUGAUGGGCAGACUUGGAAAAGUCGAAAAGCAGGUUCAGUCAAUGGAGAAGAAGUUGGACUUCCUGGUGAAUAUUUAUAUGCAGCGGAUGGGUAUCCCGCCGACGGAAACAGAAGCCUAUUUUGGGUCCAAAGAACCAGACCCAGCGCCCCCCUACCACAGUCCAGAAGAGAGCAGGGAGCACAUCGACAAAAAUGGCUGCAUCAUCAAGAUCAUCCGGUCCACCAGCUCCAUGGGACAGAAGAACUUCUCCGCCCCGCCAGCUCCGACGAUGCCAACCAACACGUGUCCACCCUCAACAUCGUGGCAGCACCAGCCUUAUCAGCGACAGAGCCACGGGUCCUCCCCCGUUGGAGAUCCGGGCUCUUUGGUACGAAUCCCACCCCCGCCUUCGCACGAGCGCUCCUUGUCAGCAUACGGCAGUGGCCACAGGGCCAGCGCGGAGUACCUGAGGAACGACGACGUUACCACGAAACAUCACGAGAGCGCCAUGAGAGACAGCGACACCUCUAUUUCCAUCCCGUCGGUUGAUCACGAGGAACUGGAACGCUCCUUCAGUGGCUUUAGCAUUUCCCAGUCGAAAGAAAACUUGGACAUCCUGAACAACGGUUGCUAUGCAUCAGUGGCCCCCUGUGCCAAAAUCAGACCCUACAUCGCCGAAGGGGAGUCGGACACCGAUUCUGACCUCUGUACGCCUUGCGGGCCUCCCCCCAGGUCAGCCACGGGUGAGGGACCUUUCAGUGACAUGGGCUGGUCAGCUCCUAGACAGUGAAGCAUCGUGAUGCUCUACUGGGCCCAGUCGGAGCACUGGCCAGCCGCCUGUCCGCACCGUCCACACAUUGAACUUCUCAAGGAGAUUUUCAGCUAAGGUUUUACCACUACAGAACUUAGCUGGUGGAUAUUUUCUUACAGCUUACUCUGGGGGCACGUGCUGAGCCUGCAUUUGGUCGAGAAAGGCCAGUGGGGUGGAAUAAUUUGGAGUUUGAAGCAUCUGGAUUUCUUUCGUACUCUCUUUCUAACAUAGGUGAAACUUUAUCACAGUGCAAGGUGGGCAACGGCAUUUCUUGGUAACCCUUUAAGAUAAAUAUUGCCUGGGGGGGAUCUUUUCGGGGAGGUUUGAAAUAACAGGUGACUGACAAUAUUUUUUUAUAACGUGAUUACCGCAAAGAGGCACUAAGGGAUUACGUACUCAAAUACUUUGGAGUUGGAAAGCAAAUGUCAUGAUGUCAGUCUCAUAAGUCAGAUUUCGGCUGAUGGGGUUUCCAGACUGCGAGUCCCCAUCAAGCAUUGGGAAUGUGGUGUAAUUGCAAUAUAAUGCACUGAAGCUUGAAAAAGGCUCUUGAAAAGAAACAUGUUCAUGUUGAGGUAGUUGAGGUAGUGCAGGGUAGAAUAGUAUCGGGUACUGUUUUGAACCAUUUGGUCAAGCGGUUUAGGGUAGGGGGAUGUUGGAAGAUUCAAAAUACAUGUUUCAGGGCUAAAAAGGAAACACUGGGGAGGAAGAGUGAUUUGGGACACCAAGGAAAGACAAGAAAGACCAUCAGAAAGGAGGAAUUCUCCAAUGUCAAGCCGUGUAUUAUAUUUAAUAACAUCCUUUCCAAAGGGUACAGGAUGGGGGGCUGUAAUUCAGUAACUUGAAGUUGCUCUCCUAAGCUUGCAGUUUUGCUGAACAAGCGCCCAUGGCAGAAUUACAACCUCGCGGUGAAUCGCUGAUGGGAGAGGGGCCUUGCGUUACAAAAAGUAGCGGUCGCUCCAUUUUUGCAAGAAAAGUACCAAGCGCUCCAUCAGCGGUUGGGUCUUGCCAUUCAAGGUGUUGCCCAUUUCUUUACACAGUUCGCAUUGUGCCUCAAUGCUUCUGCACGCCCUCUCCUUCCCUCCCGUGGUCCCAUCCUUCCUUUGCUACCCCAUCCCAAAUCACGCAGACGUCCUUGGGACUUCUCCACCGUUUUCAUUGGGACCCCCAUGCUGAGCGAAGAGGUGUUUCUUCUGGCCUUUUAUAAGCCUCCGGUCUGUAAUUUAGCCACAAGUGCUGCCAGUGAGAGUCUACCCUUUCUUAAAGGAAAAAAAGAAAAAAAAGAUCUUCUCUCUCAUAAAAGCCCAGUGCAGAUCCUGGGAUCGUGAAGCUAUGGGGAAGGUGAUGAAGUCAGUUUUUUUCGGGACCAAAAUAAAGUCACAAAGUGAUCCUUUACUAGCAGAGAUGUGCAGACUUUAUCCAAGGGGACUGAUGUGGGCAUUUCAGGAGCCAUCUCCAGGGCUGCUACACAGUGGUCAUGAUCUCGCCUCUGAAUCUUCCCAUGUAAUUAGACAUCAUUAAUGUGCAUGUUUGGGGAAGGAGGAUGAAAUGCAGUCUGGGCUGUCUCAGUCAGUCCCUCUUUCUAACCCCCGUCUUUCCAUACGAGCGGUCAGUUUUCUUAGCAUUUAAAGAGGUGGCAUGAGUCCCUUUCUGUUGGGCUUUGCCGUACCUGGGAUAAGUACAAAACCUCAGUAUGGCAAGGCUGAAUGUUAAACUGCUGGUGUCGAUGGGGAAAACCAUCUCUUAUUCUGUCACCUCCACUACAAGCUAAUUAGGAGCAAAGGAGGGAAAAUGGCAGCUUUGGCCUUAAUGACCCCCCAGGUCAUAGGUCCCUGAGGAGCUAUGCACCACUUGGAAGGUGUCAGCUGCCUGUAGGGAAGCAUGCAUCUCCUUCACAGGAACUCAGUUGCAAGGGAUCUCAUGCAGGAAAGGAAAUCUCUGCCAAGAGAGGUGGCUUUUUGGGGCUUCAGGAUGGAAAAUGAAAGGGUUGCAUUGAUGCUUAAGCACGUGGCAGGGGAAAGGAUCUAUAUAGUCUUCUCAGCCAGUUAGCUCCAGCAUAGGUGGGUAGAGAAGUGAAGGGGAAAGCAUUUCUUUUCUAAAGAGGUCAAUGUAUCCUUGGGUCCAGGGGAAGGACCUUUGCAGACCCAGCACCUCCUCCCCAUUCCUCAGGUCUGCAUUGAUGUAGUUUGCUGCUUGGGGGAGGGGGAUUUGGACACACACAGCCCUAUACACCUGGAUGAUACUGCUGCCAGUCCUGGCAAUAACCAUAUUGUCCCUACCAUCACACAUCAUGGGUUUCAGGCAUUAGGAAAUCUGGCCAACUUGGUUGUAUUCAGAAUGGGUAUGAUGGAGUCUUUCACUCUAUUGUCUUCGUAGCCUGUGACGAUGGAGAAAAUUGAGAUAAGCCCUUGGCUCAGAGUGCUCUUCUGAAUCAGGGGCUAUGAGAAAGCAGAGGGGUUUUUUUUUAACUACCUAUGAUGUUCAGAAAAGAAUGCAUUUUUAGAUACCUGUGGUGUGCAACGUAUCCCAAUGCAUGGGAAUAAUUGGGGGGGUUUCUGGGUAGAUUUGAAAAUAUAGAGUUACUAGUGAAGUCACAAGGAAAGUCAGGACAACCAUCCAGAUUCAGCUCUGCAAAAGGCCACCUCUUGUUGAUCCUUGCAAACGACUCUAGUGUUCACCCACAAGAGCGCCAUGGAUUUUAGUGGAGUGACACCAGGUUUUUGCUGGUGUGAAUGAAACCAGAAGUCGCCCCUAAUGUAUGCUUUUUGUUGCCUAACCCUUUACAUCCUUUUCCUCAUCCCAAAUCACACUCGACAGCUCCCAGCAGCUUCCUGCUCCCUUCCUUUCCCCACCUCCCUUGUAUAUGCAGUUGCUGGCGAGCCAGCAAUGAAACGUUUUCUUAGUUUCUCAAGUUAGUGGUUGAGAAACAACACGUUUUUGACGAGAAUGUUUGAAUUUUUGCUAAUAACAGUGUCCUCCAAUGAGGAUGUUUAAUGAAAAAUGUUACGGCAACCUCUGUGUCACUGCUGUUUGGCAUGUCUGCAGCAUCUGUGUUACUUCUGUUUCUCUCUCUCUGUAAUCUCCGUAUGUUUGUAAACACAGAAACUCGGUUUUGGUGAUGCCAAGUUGUGGCACAAACCCAAGAAAAGCUAGGAAAGUCAGAGGUAAGAACAACACGGCGCCAGGCGAAUUUUGAGCUGAAUUUUCAAUGGGCCUUUCUUAACUGCAUCUGGGGUAUUUGUAACUGUGAUACUUGGUUGCACAUACAAAACCGGUGUGUGCACACAUAUGCUUGUGCACAUCCAUGCAGAAACAGAAGCAGUGGCCUUGCGCUAAAAUCCAGGAUCUGAACUCCAGGGAACUGGGGGUGGGGGAUCUGGAUCUGAAUGUUAAAAAUGGUCCCCAUCAGUGUCACGGGCCAUUCCAAAACCUUGGAGCAGAGACCACACUGCACAACAGGUUGUCCUGCCUUGAAGUUUGGGGCCCAAGUUCUUGGGUCAGUGUGCGUCUCUGAAAAGAUGCAGUGCAUCUGCAGUGCAUCUCACAAAAUGACCCUGAGACUUGAAAACAGAGCACUCGCUCUAAGUUGAAUUUCCCAACAUUUGGGAAAGGGACUUGACGUUACUUAAAUGCAGGUGUUGUAUGCAGAUUUCCUUGUUUGCUCGGUUUCUUAAUAGCCGUGUUUAAACAAAGGGGGGGGAAAUAAUGACAAGCAAAUCGUUUCACCCAAAGAGCCAUGAUGUUUCAUUAAGCGACUGAUGUAGGAAAGAAUAUUAUUUUUAAUGCUGCCUAAUGGAGCCAAGCCACUUCAACAAGGUCAUUCCUAUUUACAGUAUAAGUAGGAGUACUUGUACAUUUUCAAUUUUAACCUUUUCAGUUACAUGGUUUUUAAAAAAAUAAUAUUUGCAUUAUGCCCUGGCUAGACCAGAUGAACUCCAAAGAUGUAAUAAUUUGCUUACUUAAUAUUUACCCAAGAGAGUGGAAAAAAACAUAUAUUUGCCAUGAAACAAUUGCUAAAAAAUCCAUAAUAAUGAAAUAAGAGUCAAGAAUUAAAAUGUAUUAAAGUGUCUAAGUAGAAAAGAUGUUUCUGGCAUAAUUGAAGCAAACGAGAAAAUCCAAAGUUAUGGUUGAAAUGUCUAAUUUAACACCUAGUGGAAGAGUGCCGUGGCAUUGUUUAUAGGAUCUGACUCCAUUUUAAACAUGCUUCAAGCAGAGGGAAGAGGCAGAAAUCCAAAUAAUGGAAGAAUAAUGUCGUUCAAAGUAGGGAGGUAAAGUCUGGAAUGAGAUUCAUCCCCAGAGUCAGGGCUUCUGAAAGCAGAAUUUGGCCCUCAGAUAUGAACAUCUUGGCUUUUGGCUUACUCAGAAACCUAAAGUAAUUAUGUAGUUUAAAUAGGGGUUUUUUUAUAUAUGAAUACAUGCUUGGGUUCAGUUAAUAAUUUGAUAGGAAAAGGUCAUCAAAAAAUUCUUAAUUCAGAAUAUUAAAAAAAAAGAAUUAAAAUAAUUAAGACUUUAAAACUUCACUUUUUCUUUAGACACAAAAGAGAAGGGGUUUGCUUGGCUUGGCUGACUUAUGCCUCAUUUCUGUCACAUUCCCAAAUAGAGAGCUUUGAACUCAGUCAUUUGAAUACCUCCAUGUCCAUAACUGCUGUCUCUCCAGCUGUUCCCUACUACAGCAGUUCCUUAAUCAAGAAGAGCGUGUGCUGUUCAGCAGUGCCAACAAUUGCCAAUGUGCUACCAGUGGGGCUUCAACACUUGAUCCAGAAGAAAUAGGACUUAAUUUCCACUAGCUAAGAUGACAAGGGACCAUAUCUAGCAAUGGAAAUGGGCCAUCGGAUGCAGCUUGGGAGAAUGAUUAUAUGAACACACAAGUAGGACAGUAAUGUUCAUCUGUGAAGAAGGUCACCCCUUUCUAAGUACAGCUAAUACCAACCCUAUAAAUCAUGAUUUUCAUCCGUGGUCCCUCCCGGUAUUUCUUGAGGGGUGACGGGAGAUUUUUGUCUUUGGGCUGCACCAAACAUCAGGCACGUUGAAACAAAAUUAGAGCAGGAGUAUCUCUCUUUUUCCUUCCAAAAAAGAGCUUCUGUCCAGUCUUUGCCAUUGCUCAGUUCAAAAACACAGACAGCAAGGGUUAUUGCCCUGAAGACAACGGGGCUGUUCUCAAGGACUGCUCCAGCUGGGCGUGGAAAGUAUAUGCAGGACUAUCUGAUGUACACAGAGCCAAAUCUUUUAUAUAUAUGUAUAUACAUGUAUACACACACACACACGCACAUAUAUACAUACACAUAUAUGUAUAUAUAUCUAUACAUACAUAUAUACAUACACUCACAUACAUACACACAUACACACACAUAUAUACAUACAUGCAUGCACGCACACACACGCAGACUAGGAAUUCAACCUGGGGGAAAAGCAAGUGCUCUUUAAAGAGAAAGACACAUUUAGCUUGCAACUGGGCCUUCCCUUAUGGAAGUGCCCUCAUAUAUUUAAUGAAGUAUUCUGUUCAUUCCCAAUUUCUUGAACCCCUCGAGAGGAGUCCCCAAGGCAAGCGCUGAAUGUAGGCAUCUCCCCAAAAACUGCCCCCUCCAGCCAGAGCCUCCCAGUUGGGAACAAAGCCCCAGAUCUUCCCUGUGGUUGUUGCCUUUUCCCCUGCAAAGGGCCUUGGCAUGUGGGCUGUGCCAGCGAUGGUCCAUUGAAGCCCGAGUCCAAUGGCCACCGUAUGUGUGUAACCAUAUUCCACAAUUUUUAUUUUGCCUCCUCUCUUGGGUCAGUAUUUUCCGUUGGAUGGAUCUCCUUUAGCGAAACCCAAACAAGGAAAUCGGGAUACAAAAUGCCCUUGCUUGUAAGUAAUGUGAAAGUGGUGACACAAAAGCGAUGCUGCACAGGAAGUUCAGAAGGAAGCCAGGCUCCUGCAGCUUUUCAUGUGAUCGCGGGGUGGUUUUGUUACGGACUGGUGUGAAAAGGGAACUCUUGCCUUGAUUUGAAGCCUCCGUGACUUCUCCACUUCACGUCACAACUUGAACGUGAAUAUUUGAAGCGUCAAGUUGCGGGGGGGGUUGGCGAGGCUUUUUUAAUACUUAAAAUAAAUACAUAGGUAUCUUCUUUAGUGUUGAUGCUCUGUUGGCACAAUAUUGCUUGCCUUAUAUUAUUGUCUAGAGGGAGAGGAAAAUACACAGUUUUGAUACAAUACUACCAGAGCUCAUGUUUUAGGUCUCAUCUAGCAUCACUUGCAGGUCUCCCUCCUACCAGGAGGAACCAUCCGUUCAUUUUCAACAUAUGAAUGUGCUUUUUCCAGACUCUCAUAUCAGACUCUUGAUUUUGCCUGCUACUGCAUGCAGUCUGGGCUGAGCAGAAAUCAUACCAUGAUGUCUAUAUCUGCGUUCCUAAGUGGCUGUAGGGUUUAAAGAGACAUCAGUUUUGGAAGAAAACACACAAGCAGUUAUCCGUUGCAUCGGGCGGUAAGGUGCAUUAAAAACCCAGUGGCUUUUGUAGGUAACACUAACAUACCACGUGUCUUUGAUGCUGCGAUUCAUUUAGUGCACUAUUCCUCAGGUAUGGCAUGCAUGAAUGACUCCUGUUACCUGUGUCUACAAGAGGUGUAUGUACGUGGGAAACCUAUGGGAUGAGCUACAUAGGAAUAUGGAUUUCAGGGAAAAGCUGUGGUUGAUUCUGCAUGAAAUGCUGUGCUUUUUUAGUCUGAUGGCAAUGAUGGGAAUGUGAUGGACAUGCCUAAGGAAUACUCUUUCCUGCUACGGUGGGCCUCAGGGAACCAACGUGUUGGUGUCCAUAGUCCAAAGGGCUGAGGCCUGGCCUCCAUUGCAAUGGAUGCAAUUUGAACCCACAAAACAGAUGCCUGCAUCUUUGUACCUGCCAAAUGAAUCGCAGGAGCAGGUCAGAGCAUUGUCGGGGCACCUCUCUCCAAUCUCCCUACACUUUCGUGCCUGAAGGUGCAAAAAUGGGAAUAUACAACUUCUGCCGUGGAAAGUAGGCCCUCUUGCAAAGGGCUCCCUUCCCCCUCCCUUGGGCAAGGUGUCCACCCAUGUCUACAGUGUUCGUGAUCAAACUUACGGGAGUUUCUCCCUUGCUUUCCUGUACUGCCCCCCCUUCACUAGGUGCAGAGCAUUUUUUGGGUGCUACUAAAAGUCUCGGCACUGUUCUUCCUACAGCAUCAGUCUAUGCUGUCCAGAGACCAUCAGUUCCCCCCAGACACUCGACUUUCAAUCCCUACUUCAUUAGCAUCGGUCUAGUAACAUAGCACCAUUUUGUCACCAUCCCAGCCCAGGCCACAUCCAAAGGUAUCAGUUGCCUUAGUAGGGCUAUCACCCUGUUCUUGAGGCUUUUGAAACGCCAUAACUAAGUCCCCCAUAAGCCCUAACACCUUGUCUUCUGGAUUUGUAUUUGCUUUUCAUUGAGCAAUUCCUUUUUACCUCUUGGGGCCAUUGGAAAUGUCCCCGUUUUAUUUAGAUCGAUUAAGCCUUCUGGUGCAGGGAGAGAGGCCUUUUGCCCAUCCACCCAGCACGUGGCAUGUUAAUGGCAGGUUGUGGUAAAAUAACACCAGUCCUGGGCUCCUGCCAGCCAUGUCAGAGUAGCAAGGAGGAAUACGUGCCUCUCUCCACAGCCUGGCUGCUUCUGCUCUCAGUGCCCCAGAGGUUGCACGUGCCAGGUGCCCACGUCGGCCUCGUGGCUUGGUUUGUGCAAGAUCCUCUCUUUGCAAAGGUUGCCAACGAGCCUGCUCCAAACUGCACCCAGAGGCCAGGUGAGAUGCGAACGAGAUUGUUUCCAAUAUGAGCCAUGCAACCGCUUGUGCGGUUCUGAUCCAAACCCAGGUCGAAAUCUGGGGUUGUCCAAAUAGCAUUCGCUUGUGCUUUCAGCUCUAUGUGGAACUGACAGUCAAGUUAGGAUUUGGGGUAACCGGCUUUUUUUCCCACCCCCUUCAUCCUCUGCACAAGGCACAGAGUCAUCCAGGAGCUCAUUUCUCCAGCCUGCAAUGAAUGCUGCCUGCCAGCACAAGUUGUUUCUCUCUGUAGUCUUUUAAAACUAGCACACCCGUGGCGACUGUAGGCGCCUCUUCACUGUGCAAGGUGAAUCUCACUCCGUGCCUGGGCCACGGGACACGAGUCUGCUUCAGCAAGUCGCUGUAGCGGGGUCAGUCCCAUUAGCCCAAGCCAGAGGCUGCUGGUUUGAUGACCAAGAUGAAGCAUGUUACAUCUCCUAGUGUUUAGGCUCUUCUGCGCCUCCCAGCAAGUCAGCGCUGCUCCUUCACCGGCUUCACAUCUGUCCGGAGUUUGAGAGCAGUUGCAGUCAGGCCAGCACCCAAAUAAUAUGGACUCGUCUAUACUCAUAUACUGGCUCGCUAGGCACCACUGGGCUCGGUUUCCCUCAAUUCAAGCAAAAUGUUUUCUGCUGGCCACACCGGUUCCAAAUUUGCAUUUGCACAGGGAGUGGAGAACUGGAGGUUUGCAGAAAAAAGAUAAUUAAUCAAGGAGAGGAUUUUUGCUACGUUCCUUCUUUUAAUUUAACAGCAGGUUUUCCAAUAGCUGCAGUAACUGAGCGGUAUAUACAUGCUCCAGGGGAGUAAAUUACUCUUAUCGACAUUUUAUUCUUUUAUCAGUAAUUCACAUAGGUGGGCUUCCCUGGACUGGACCAGGAACAGCCCAUAUACUAAAACUAUAUUCCUGUCUCACCAGUAUAGACAUUGUAUUUAUGAGAUCUGUCUUGCUUCGUGUCAUUUGGGCACAAUAUCCACAUGUAUCACACAAGACUUGCACAUUACAUGCCAGCUACGGAUAGAUAUUGUUACAUGUACUCCGCUUACGUGUGUUCAAUAGACACCAAAUAUAGAGUGUUACCUGCCUAUUUUGUGAUGUGACUCAAAGUGCACGGAGGGGCGGGAAAUCCUGUUGUGUUAAGAGAUACACUACAUUUGAAUGCUUCUUAAAAAACACAUUUUACCAGAAAGCAAAAAUAAGUGAGACUGUUUCUGGAAUGGGUUUUUUGGGGGGUUUUGUUGUUUUUUUUUUUUACAAAAAGAAAGAACAACACAUUAAAAAUACCUAAAUACUGUAUUUCUAUAUAUUCUUCAUUCUUACUCACCUGACCUGUAAAUACUGUACAGGCUGAAUGAUGUAUAAAGGUUUCUCUUUGUCAAGAACUGCAAGACAAAAAGGACAACAUAACUUUGGCUGCAGAAGAUUGUGUUCACGCAGUUACACGUGUGCACAGUCAUAUUUUGCGUGCAGGCGUAUGCAUGCAGAGAGAUGAUUUAAAGCAGAAAAAUGCAUUUAAUGUGAAAGGAAAAAAAAACUGCCUUUUUUUUUUCCUUUGAGGAAAGAUAAUCUUUUCUUUUGGUUUGACCCAGACACUAUUUUAACUUCAUAUUUCUAUCCAGGUAGAAAAAGAUCCUAAGAGGGACUGAAUACAUAUUUUCCCAUCCAAAUUAGUCUUUUUUCACAGCCCCGUUUAGAAAUUUUGAAAAUAGAUUGAAAAAAAAUAGAUUUAAUUGGCUUUUCCUUUUUACAGUUCAAAUCAUAGGAUCAGUGCCCACUCCACUACAACCAAGGUCAAAACCAAGACUCGUGUUGACUGCUUGCUGAGAGCAAACCUUCUCCCAGAGGUUUCAGACAUGGAUAUUCAUGCAUGAGCAAAAUCUCUUGACCCGGCCUCAUUCAUAAAAAUUAAGUUGAUUUUAUAUAACAGAGGCACCAUUUUGGGGUUUUUUUUUAACUUUAGCCUUUUAACUGCGUUCCAACACACAGCGUGUCUUCUCUGCCAAUGGAGAUGGCAUAGGGCAAUGAUGAACCUUUAGAGAUGAUGGGCCUGCUUUUCAAUCGCACCACCAAGAACCAUGCAAUCCCAGUAGACCCUAUAAACAGCCCCUGGCACCUUACCUUUGAAAAUACCACUGAUCCUCCUGUCUUCAUAGUAUUUGUCUUUCAAAAAUGUAACUUCAAAAACAAAACAAAAAACCAAAUUCCUCAACAAGGAUCAUUCAGAUGUUUAACCAAGUGACGUGAGACAUGUCUGGAGUCCCCGUAUCUACUUUAUCUCUGAGCACAGAGUUGGCACCAAGUCCCUCUGGGAAGGGGCAGGUUCUUGCUUAUGGUUUCAUUGCAAAGCUCUGACGGUUUAUCCAUGCAGGGGAUCAGCUGUAGAGGUUUAAGCAGACAAAAACUGCUUUCCAGACUUGGUGCCAAUUCUCUGCAGAGAGAUGAGUUUCAUCCAUGAAGUAGGUUUUUUUGACUGGGUGUUUGUGUCUGCCUUUCAUUACUCAGCUGAGCCCUGAAGUUGGGUUGUCCUUCUGAAAGCAAAGACAGCUGCUUUGCUUCCUUUAAUUUGCUCUGUUGCCUUGGCUUUUUUGCACUUUUGUUCGAGCUCCAAAGAAUAUUUCAUAAUGCCUUUGGUACUGAUGUACAAUUUUAAACAUUUUGUAUGUAUUGAAUGGUACACACUUCUCUUGUAAAAUAGCAAUCUGACUUUUUUUUUGGUGAAUGUGUAAUUUCCUCUGUACAUUUCAAUCAUGACUUUGUGCACUGUACAUUUUAUAGGGAUAGAAGCCAAGGGAAUGACCUAUAGUUUUCUAUUGGAAUAGAUAAGACAUUAAAAUUACACAAAUCACAGAUGGUUUUA
Molecule: messenger RNA, 13378 nt
Organism: Alligator mississippiensis (American alligator)
Lineage: Eukaryota; Metazoa; Chordata; Crocodylia; Alligatoridae
Gene: KCNQ2
Product: potassium voltage-gated channel subfamily Q member 2
Exons: 17
Coding region: 56-2737 (893 amino acids)
Biological process (GO): potassium ion transport; transmembrane transport
Cellular component (GO): membrane
Molecular function (GO): voltage-gated potassium channel activity
Source: RefSeq, a predicted model, not a curated record